CUCUGGGCCCACCGCCAUUAUGAGUUGACCUCCCUCAUCUGCGCCGCCUCCUCUCUCUCUCUCCCUUUCUCUCUCUGAUUCGCUCGAUCGGGUCGUUGUCUUGUCGGUCAGCCCACAGGCGCUGCAUCCUCUCUCUCGCUGGUGCUCUGUGCCACUUUCAUGAGGACUUGCCAGUGAUAAAAGGCGAAGGAGAUGUCGCCGGCGUGUUUCCAGGCGGCCCAGAUGAUCAACAACCACACCCAAAUUCGCCCCAAGGCUUUCCACGCGCCGCCCAUGUUGCCGGCGGCGAAGGCAGGACCCACUAUCCUGCCUGUCGCCGGGAAGCCUCGGAGAGGGGUUCAGGGGGUCAGGUGCUCGGUGAGUUCGGCCCCUCCUCCAGCGCCUUCGACGGACUGCGGCGGCGGUGGAGGGGAGUCGGUUGGGUUUCUAGAGCGGUGCUUCCGUGGCCCCAGCUCGUCCUCUUCGACUGAUUUCGGCCCGGUCAUGAAGGGGCAGUACGGUGCGUUCGGUGCAGUGACUCUCGAGAAGGGGAAGCUCGAUAUGGCCCAGAAGCAAUCCGUGUCUAGUCCUGAGCUUGCUACAGGGGGAGGCGGUGGAGAUAUUGGAAAGAAAAUCAAUUAUGGGGGCGGUGAUGGAGGUGAUGAUGAUGGCGAUGAUGACGAUUACUUUGAUGAUUUUGACGAUGGAGAUGAAGGAGAUGAGGGCGGACUCUUCAGAAGAAGAAAGUUCCUCGAAGAGUUAUUUGAUCGCAAAUUCAUAGAUGCAGUACUGAAUGAGUGGCAUAAGACGAUGAUGGACUUGCCUGCUGGCUUUCGGCAAGCUUGUGAAAUGGGCUUAGUCAGCUCGGCUCAAAUGGUAAAGUUUCUCGCUAUUAAUGCCAGACCUACUACUGCAAGGUUUAUCUCCCGGUCACUUCCUGAUGUGAUGUCUAGAGCAUUUAUCGGCAGGAUGAUCGCAGACCCGGCAUUCUUAUACAAGCUUCUCCUCGAGCAAGCUGCCACUAUCGGAUUUGCUGUUUCGUGGGAAUUGAAGAAUCGCAAGGACAGGAUAAAGAAAGAGUGGGAUCUCGCCCUCGUCAACAUUCUCACAGCAUCUCUAUGCAAUGCUGUAGUUGUCUGGGCGCUUGCCCCUUGUCGCUCAUAUGGAAACACCUUUCGGUUUGAUCUGCAAAAUACGCUGCAGAAGCUCCCAAACAAUAUAUUCGAGAGAAGUUACCCGCUCAGAGAGUUUGCUUUGCAGAAGAGGAUCCACUCCUUCUGUUACAAGGCUGCGGAGUUGUGUUUGGUUGGAUUGACUGCUGGAGCAGUACAAGGUUCUCUAUCCAAUUUCUUAGCAGGGAAAAAGAAUGAUAGAUUAUCAGUGACCGUCCCUUCCAUGAGCUCAAAUGCCCUUGGUUAUGGUGCUUUUCUUGGAAUUCAUGCAAACGUGAGUUAUCAGCUUCUUUGUGGAGCUGAUAGAUUGAUGACCAAUCACUUCGAUGUUAUUGGAGUAGCUCUGUUUUUUGGCACGGCGUUGAGGAUUAUGAAUGUUUACUCUGGGGAGAUGUUAAGGCACGCUUGGCUUGGAAUGUCGGCCGACCCGCUUGUCCAUUCUGAUGACCUUCUAAAAGCCUACAAUCGGCCCUCCACUGCCUCUGAGGUUAUUCCUUCCAAGUCCUCUUCCAGAUGGUUCAUAUCGAAGAAUGCCAUUGUUUCGGGUUUUGGACUCUUUGGCAAUAGACAAGAAACUGCGGAUUCCAUGAAUGGGGAAGCAGCACCCUCCAAAGCAAGGAGAAAGAGGAUAGUCCGGAAGAAGGUGACUGCAAGCUGAGCAUUCACAAGUCAGGAAAGGGGUAAUAACAGCGCAAUUUUGGGUCCUCCAAAUUGGAAGAUGCACAGUAUCCGACGUUUCGUGUAGGAUUUUCAUUUUUCCUUCUCUUUUUGCCUUCCUUUUCGGUUUCUUUGAAAACCUUUAUGUGAGCCGGAGGUGAAUAGAUUCUUUCGGAGUAGUUAACUCCAAAUUCAAUGUAUACAGGGAGGACACAAAUGUCGUUCUUGGGGCAAGGUAUUGUGAUUUGAUUAAGGAGCAAGCAAGGAACCCUUUUCGCUUGUUAGGAUUCA
Punica granatum (pomegranate) is the source of this 2099-nucleotide messenger RNA. NCBI's taxonomy places the organism in Eukaryota, Viridiplantae, Streptophyta, Magnoliopsida, Myrtales, Lythraceae. The record is from RefSeq and is a predicted model, not a curated record.